This is a messenger RNA of Trichoderma asperellum CBS 433.97, 1092 nucleotides long. RefSeq lists its product as uncharacterized. Lineage: Eukaryota; Fungi; Ascomycota; Sordariomycetes; Hypocreales; Hypocreaceae. The record is from RefSeq and is a predicted model, not a curated record.
AUGAACUGCUUGUGCGAUUGUUCCUACGUUGUGCCUGCUCGGGGACCUGAGCCAGAAUAUGAGAACCCUAUCUUUCAUCAUUGGCAGGUCUCCCAGUCUGGCUACAACUUCUACUUUUGCGCAUCGCACCGAGCCUAUCAUUGCAUGUACAUUGAUGGCAACCUCGAUCAGCCCUAUUGUGGCGAAUGUGCCCCCUUUUACUAUCAAGGCUACCCAAAUAUAGUUUGGCAGAAAGAUCUUGAUAGACAUGCCGAGCUGCCAGCCACUCGUCUCAACAAUCCCACCAUCGUCGCUUAUGAGCUGAUCAUGAUGAAUCUUGCCAUCCGGGCCAAUCAUGAGGCCCAAGGCCAGCAUCGCCACGCCCCAGCGGCCGACGCUGGACCCAUUGAUUAUAGAGAAACUCUAGCGGAUCUCCUUCGAAUGCCAUCUGCUAACGACCUCCCUCGUCCCGGCAUAGCCGUCCCGCGAGACCACUUUACGUACGAAGGCCUCGGCACUGUUCUGGUUGGCAGUCCUCGUCAGCGUGGUCUGUUUCGCCUAGCUUUCCGUAACUACGCGGGAGCGGUGGGAUGGAUGCCCUGUGGCCCAGAUAUUGGCCGGCGAGCAGAAUUCCUAAACCUGGCUCAGCACGAAGAGUUUGGUGAUCCCAUCUUCAAGAGCGCCCGCCUUUGGGCUUGCAAGGUCCAAGGCUAUCUUUACAUGCCCAAGGAUAUCCGCUGGGUCCUGUGGAGCAUCUAUAUGCUGAGCAACGAGGUCCUUUACAACAGCCAGGAGGACGAUGAGCAGGUUCUUUGGCUCAUGCGCGUGUGGCUCAACGACCUGUACUUCACAGCUCAGAAGCUCUUUGAUCGUUACCAGCUUGAAAUGCCCGUCCCCAUGCCUGAGCAUGAUUGGCUCGAGCGCCCCAUCGGCCGCUUUAACCCUCCUGCGGGCGCUCCCGAGCAGCAAGCCAUGGGCGGACAGCCCAACACUCCCGCGGUGGCUGAUACGGGCUCUAACAGCGAUAUGUCUUCCUUUGUUGAUCUCGCAAUAGUCGACGAGUCUUCUGGAGAAGAUACUCCCGACGAGGGCAACUCCGAGAUGAACUUUUAG